Messenger RNA from Salvelinus fontinalis (brook trout), 602 nucleotides. RefSeq names its product membrane-associated transporter protein-like. The coding region runs from base 27 to 404 and encodes 125 amino acids. The transcript has 3 exons. Lineage: Eukaryota; Metazoa; Chordata; Actinopteri; Salmoniformes; Salmonidae. Gene Ontology annotation, molecular function: sucrose:proton symporter activity. The record is from RefSeq and is a predicted model, not a curated record. Gene Ontology annotation, cellular component: membrane.
UAGCAUAAUUAAUCUACUGUAGCCUGAUGGAAUUGUCUUCCGACGGGUGGUAUCACUCCUACGCAUUGCUGGUCUGUAACCACCUUGAUAAGAAUGUUCGCUUCAUCCAUAAAGCGUUAGUACAGGAUAGGUCACUGAAGAAGACAUGGGCCAUCAUCAUAGUUAUGUUUGGAGUGGUGCUAUUUGACUAUGCAGCAAACUUCAUCGAUGGGCCAGUCAAGGCCUAUGUCUUUGAUGUCUGCUCUUACAUAGACAAAGAAAGAGGACUGCACUACCACACCCUUCUCACUGUACGUCCAACUGGCCCACAACCGCAGAGCACGUGUAACGACGCCAGCCCAGGACCUCCACAUCCGGCUUCUUCACCUGCGGGAUCGUCUGAGACCAGCCACGCGGACAGCUGAUGAAACUGAGGAGUAUUUCUGUCUGUAAUGAAGCCCUUUUUGUGGGGGAAAACUCUUCUGAUUGGCUGGGCCAGGCUCAGCAGUGGGUGGGCCUGGCUCCCAAGUGGGUGGGCCUAUGCCCUCCAAAGCCCACCCAUGGCUGCGCCACCUGCCCAGUCAUGUGAAAUUUGUAGAUUAGGGCCUAAUGAAUUUCUUUAA